AAUGAACAAUCAAUAUAACAAGCGAGGAAAUUAUAGACCUCGCUAAGAAGUGUAUGAAUAUGUAACAAAAGAGGAGUAUGAGUAAUAGUAAAUAGAACAGAAAUAGGAGCAAUAAUAAAAACAAUAUAAUCCUUAAAAAAAAUAGUAAUAACAUUUUUAAAAAAAUAAAUAUGAUAACGAAAAGCGAGAAUAGUAAUAGUAAUAGCAAAAUUAAAAUAAACACAAUGAUUAUAAAUAGUAUUAGAAACAAAAUAAUUAAAAAGACAACAAAAAUUAUCAAAAAAGAUUUUAAUCGAAUGUUGAGUAAGAUAAUGACUAUAGAAGAGAUGAGCCAUAACAAGAAGAAGGUAUUAAUUAAAAAGUAAUAUAAUAGAAACAUAGAAAUUUGAUAUAACAAAAGUGAAGUAAAAAGAGUUGACAUAGACCUUAAUAAAAAUGUUAAAAUAAAGAAAAAUAGAAUGUCCAGUAUGUUAUGAUAAAAUUCAUCCAUAACAAAAAAUAUGGAGUUGUUCUUAGUGUUAUUCACCUUUCCAUUUAUAUUGUAUGCAUAAAUGGAUAAAAAAUUUAAAUCCAAAAAACGUAAAUGAAUUGUUCAGUUGGAGUUGUCCAAAAUGCAAUUUAUUAAUAUAAGAUAAAUUACCAGAAUACACAUGCUUUUGUGGAAAAUAAAAGGAUCCAGAAGCAGACUCUUAUUCUGUUCCACAUUCAUGUUCAUAGAAAUGUUAAAAAAAGAGAGGAUAAUAUUGUCCACAUCCUUGUCCUAUGGAUUGUCAUCCUGGACCAUGUCCUGAAUGUCAUGUAUAAGGAGUUGAAUUAAAAUGUUUUUGUGGUAAGAAAACAAAAUAAAUGUAAUGCAGUGAGAUAAAGAAAGAUUUUUCAUGCGGUUAAUCUUGUGGUAAAAUGUUAAAUUGCAAUAAACACAUUUGUUAGAAAUAAGUAAUAAAUAUAAUAAAUAAUAUUAGUGUCAUAAUGGAAAUUGUUAACCAUGUAUAGAGAUUCAUGAAGUAUAAUGUUAUUGUGGAAAUGAAAAGAAUAGUAUAAAUUGUGCAUAAUCCUCUUAUUCAUGUGGUAAAAUAUGUGGGAAAAUACUUGAUUGUGGUUAACAUUAAUGUUUAGAAUAAUGUCAUCCAAAAUGUUAACCAUGCAAAUUAAAACCAGAAUUAAUAAUAUUUUGUGCUUGUGGGAAAUAUAAAAUAAAUGAUCUAAUAAAAGAAUAAAGAAAAUCUUGUUUAGAUCCAAUUCCAAAUUGUGGAACUCCAAUAGAAACAACUCUUAAUUGUGGACAUAAAAGUAGAACAAUUUGUGGAUCUGAUUAUCCAGAAUGCACAUAAAAAGUAAAAGAGAAAUGUCGAUGUGGAGAUUCUACAAGAGUAAAAGUAUGUAAUGAUAAAUCACUAUUUGUUUGUGAUGAUGUAUGUAAAAAAAGAAAAUCUUGUGGAGUUCAUUUUUGUUAAAAAGAAUGUUGUCCACCUGGAGAUUAAGAAUCUCAUUUAUGUCUUAAAGUAUGUAACAAACCUUUACCAUGUGGUUAACAUAAUUGUGAUUAAUUUUGUCAUAUUGGUGCAUGUUAACCAUGUCCAAUAAUUAUUAAUUAACCAUUAUUUUGUCCUUGUGGUAAAAGUGUUAAAAAUCCUCCUAUGAAAUGUGGUACUGCACCUCCCUCAUGUUUAGAAGUUUGUAAUAAAAUUUUAGAAUGUGGACAUAGUUGUAAAUCUUUAUGUCAUCCUGGACCAUGUCCUAAUUGUAUGGAAUAAAUUGAAAAAUUUUGUAGAUGUAAAGAAAAUAAACUUUCUACUAUUUGUUCUAAAUAAGCUGUAUGUAGAAAUUAUUGUAAUAAAUUAUUAAAUUGUGGACACAAAUGUUAAGAAAUAUGUUAAGCAUAAGAAUAAUGUCCUGGAAAUGGAUCAGAAGGUUGUGGUUAAAAAUGUAAUAUUAAAAAAUUAUGUAAUCACUUAUGUUAAGAAAUUUGUCAUCCAAAUUUACCAUGUCCUAAAGAACCAUGCAAAAUUUAAAUUAGAAUUGUUUGUACUUGUGGUAAUAGGGAUACUUUCACUGAAUGUGGAGUAGUUGAUGAAUUAAUUGAAAAAACAUUGAAAUGUGAUUAAAAAUGCUAAAAUAUUAAACGUUUUGGUGCUUUUUAUAAAUCUAAUUCUCUUGUUGAUAUUGAAAAAACUUACUAUCCAGAUAUCUUACUCAAAUAUACUCAUUAUAAUUUAUAAAAUCUAUAAAAAAUGGAAGAAAAAAUAGAGCAUUUUCUUGUACAUUCUAAACCUGAAGAGGGAUAUGAUUUUUCAUUUCCAAGAUCUGAAUGGUCUGAAUUAAAAAAAGUUGCUCUAUAAACACUUUUUUCCAGACAUUACAAAUUUGAUGUUUAAAUUUUAAAGACUUAAAAUAAAUAGUAUUUAUUUAGUCUUUAUAAAACUUAAGACACUUGCAUUCCAAAAAUUAAACUAUCUGAAUAUUUUAUUAAAGUAUAAAAAGGAAUCAUUAAAAGAGAUCAUUAACCAUUCAAAGCUAAAAUUAAAACAUUUUAUGAAGUCUCUUCAAGUGAUGCCAUUAAUAUUGAAAAUGCAUUAUCUGAUUUUAAAGGAGAUUUUUAUUCUGAAAGAUAAUCUCAAUAAUUUGUUCUUAAUUUUUGGGAAGAAGCUUAAGCUGAAUUUGCACUUAAAAAAUUAAAAAAAGUUGUUGGAUUACUUAAUAUUAAUUGGGUUUUAGAAAUGAAUCAAUAAUGUUUGGAUGAAUACAAAAGAAUAUUUGAUCCUGCUUAAGAAAAUGAUAUAAUUGUUAAACCUAAAAAAGUUAAAUAAUAUGAAUAUGAAGAAUAAACACUUGAAAUUUAAUACAGUAAAUUAGAAGAAGAAAACUUCAUAAAACUUUAGAAAUAAUAUUCUGAUAAAGCAAAAUUAACUUAAAAAUGUGAUGAUGAAGAAAUUGAAGAAAGAAUCAAUAAUAUGUAACUAUCUAUUUUCGAAUAAGAUGGUUUUUAUUAAUAUGAAAUUCAACCUAUCAAAGAAAAAAUCAUUAGAUCUUUUAAAUAAGAAUAAAAGCCCUUUGUACCAGAAUAUGUCAGAACACCAGAUACAUUAUGUAAAACUAUUGAUUUCAUACUUUCAAACUUUUUAAAAGCAGAUGAACCAGAUUCAGAUUUCAAAAAACCUAUGAAAGGUGAUAUUCCUAGAGAUAUUAUUUAUGAAGACAUUUAUGAAUUCAUUAAUGAUCGAUUUAAAUAAAUUAUUGUGGAAUUGAAUUAUCUUCAAUACCAAAAUGAUAACAUCUAUGGUAUUAUCAUCAUUCAAUAUUUAGUUAAAAUCAUUAGAUUUUACGUGAUAUCUCAUUCUUAAUUAUCAGAUAAUUAAGAAAAUCUUAAAACACUUUGCGAAUUGCUAAAAAAAAUAAAAAAUGACGAAACAUUAUAAUAUACUUUAAUAUUAUCUUGUUUCUAAUAAAUUCCAGAAUGUUCAGAAUUCUAUUCUCAAAUGAUUGAAAUUAAAGAAUAAGAAAAUUUAAGUCCUAUUAUUUAAUCAUUAAUAGCUUUGGCUACUUAAGUGCAAUCAAAAUUAUAUCACAAAUACAUUGAUUUCUAUCAAAAGUAAGAUAAUUUGUUAAUUAAAUCAUUAAUGCAUGGUUUCCUCAACUAAAUCAUUAUAUAAAUUAAUGAAUAAUUCUAACAAAUUGCUUCAAGUUUAGAAUAAGAUUAAACAUUCAUAUCUGUUACUAAAUUAUUAGAACAAUUACAAAUAGAAGAACAGAAUAAUUUAAUUGAAUAUUUGAAUUAAUUAGGCUUGAAUGAUCUUUAAUUUAAAGUUUCAGAAUCGGAUUCUGAGGUUUAAGAAAUUAAUUUCUCAUAAAUUUUAUAAUAAUUACAGAAAAAGAAGCCUUAUGAAAUUUUAGAUCUUGAUAGAUUAACUGUUAUAAUGUGA
Messenger RNA from Paramecium sonneborni, 3920 nucleotides. Lineage: Eukaryota; Ciliophora; Oligohymenophorea; Peniculida; Parameciidae. The record is from the annotation of a GenBank genome assembly.